Molecule: messenger RNA, 3551 nt
Organism: Apus apus (common swift)
Lineage: Eukaryota; Metazoa; Chordata; Aves; Apodiformes; Apodidae
Gene: CALHM5
Product: calcium homeostasis modulator family member 5
Exons: 2
Coding region: 4-1083 (359 amino acids)
Molecular function (GO): monoatomic cation channel activity
Source: RefSeq, a predicted model, not a curated record
ACAAUGACAUCACAGUGUUAUCUAGACAGUGCGCAGGCAGGCAGGCUAGCAGCAGGCUGUUCUUCCUCUGGAGAGCUCUCCCCUGCUACACCACGACAGACUGCUACGGCUGAAGAGAAACGUGUCUCAACUUUUACUUCUGUCGUAUCAAACAUGGAUGGUUUCCAAACAAUCCUGAAAUUCUUCAUGAACCAGAAAACUGCUAUAGGUUACAGUUUUAUGGCACUGCUGACAAUGGGAGGGGAACGUGUGUUUUCUUUUGUUGCUUUCAGAUGCCCCUGCAGCAAUGAAAACUUCAGGUACGGUUUGGUAUUUCUCUUCUCCCCAGCUUUUGUUUUGCUAGUUAUUGGAUAUUUCCUGAACAGCAAUACCUGGAAACUCUUUACAGGCUGCUGGGUGAAUCCCAGAAAAAUAUUCCCCAGAGGGAAUACCUGCCAUUUCUUCUACGUCUUUGGACAAAUCACUCUAAAUGCUCUGGUAGCCCCAGUGAUGUGGCUUUCUGUGGCUUUGCUCAACGGGACUUUUUAUCAGUGUGCCAUGAGUGGCUUGAAAAAUCCUGCCUACUUACAUGCAGUUUGCCACAGCAAAUCUGCAAAGUGCUUUGAAGAGCUACAUAAGGUAGCCUGUGACAAAAGCUCCAUGCCCUUUUCAGAGAGUGACGAACUGAAACAAACUCUUCAGGCACAGUCCCAGAUUUUAGGUUGGUGUGUGAUAGUUACCACAGCUCUUCUCUCCCUGCUAAUCACUUGCUGUGCCAGCUGCCAGUCGAAAGUCAGUCACCUCCAGCUGAAGUUCUGGAGGGUAUAUGUGGAGAAGGAGAAGGAGCAACUGGAGCAGAUUUUCCAGCUGUAUGCCACCAAGCUGAGCGACAGAAACCUGAAGUGUUUUUUUGAGAACAAGGAACCAGAAAUUAUUCCCCUGCCAGCUUUUCAGGCAUGGGAAGAUGCUUCCCAACUCUAUUCUUUCAGCAGUAGCAAACAGCAUUACAGCACAAUUCACAGGCUAGUUGAAGAACGCCAGAAAGGAACCAAUGAGGAAAGAGAGACAAUCCUGGAUGUGGUAGACAGAAGGGAAAUACCAUAGAUAAAAUAUGUUUUCUAAUUGUUUAUACCUUGCUAAUAUAGCAUACUUCUAGCUGGUUUAAUCUCUAUAUUUUUUUUCACAAAGCCCCUUUCUUCUUCUUCAAAUUCUCUCCCAGUUACAAACUUGCUCCAAAAGGAUGGAAUGAAAUUAUUUCCCUAUAUCAGUGAAAAGGCUGCAGUCCUCCCUGGCACCUAGGGUUCAUGCUCCACUAAUGUUGCUGGCUCCAGAUCAAGAGCUGACAGGAAAAAGAGAUGAAUAAUGACUUCUACAAGAAGGUUGUAACAAUAUCCCAUGUAAAAGGUGCUGUCAUAUGCUCAUCCUGUAUAAAUCAAGAGACUAUCAUAAAAUAAUACCAUUUAAAAGGUUUGACUGUAAUAAUAGAAGAAGUGUGUGGUUUUCUGACAGCACACAAAAAGUGAAGGUUUUGCUUCCAUGUAAUUUCUAGGCCAUUUGCAGGUAUAUCAUUGUUUUGAGGCACCAGUUGUCACUAAAGGCAUCUCAGUGUCUUUGGAGUCCUGUUGCACCUAGAACACCAUGGACAGUCACAGUCAUAAGCCCUGGUCAUCUAGUCCAUGAGACAUCUGCCUGGGGCACGGGGUAGUGACCUCCACUGAAAGUGAGAUGCCAGGUAAUCUUUUAGACAAAUCUUACAGCUAAAGUGUAGAGUGCCAAGAAUUGAAAUUGCCAAAUGGUUCCACAUUUUUGUGUUUUUGUUAAGGAAUAACAUGACAUUUUGAGACAUAAGUUGUUGUUAGUGCUUCGUUACAAUAGUGAAAUGCAUCACUGAUAUUUUGCCUCUGUAGGGUACUUGGUACUAUCAUCUCCCACUGAAAAUUUCUCUUUGUACAGGUAUAAAGCCCCUGUUUUUAGUGGGUUUUGGACACUAAGUGCAGCCUGUAGAGCUAUGCAUUAUUGUUUGUACUGGGCUUGCAGUCAGUGUAUAACAAAGGCCUGGAAGAAAAUUCCACAUUUUAAGACAAUAUUUUUACAACAGACUGAUUUUCAUUUUUCUGAGUAUCUUAGGAAAGUUAAUGUCUGGAGCAAGAGGACCCAGCAGGCAAUGCAGAUGACUGCACAAUCACUGCUCCUGACAAAUGGGUUUCACCCCAGAGCCACAUGCUUUACCUCACCCACUUGGAAUUCACCACGUGGCUCUCUUAUAGGGUGUCUAGAGUCUUGCAAACACUGUAUAAAAGGAGAACAAAGUUUCUGCCAAGUUUUUUUCCCUGGGGUGAUUGGGCAGGCCUUUAUGUAGCAUUUUACUGCCGUUCUCCCUGAGUCUGCAAUGAACCCUAUUUUUGCUCUGCUUGAAUCAGGCUCUUACCAACAAACCAGGGUACUCUGCCCAUCUGUUCUUAUACUCAUUGUCCUUCUUCAGUAGAAAAAAAAAAUCUAUCUGCAUUUACAGACCAUCACUCUUUUUAAAAAUAAAAAGAGCUCAUUCCAAGAGCUAAUGCCACUGUCUGCUUACAAUUUUCUGUGUGUUUUGAAGAACCUGUGGUCUUUAAGCAAAUGUUUCAAAAGCUUUUUAACCCAGCUGACCCGCUUUGCAGCAGAUUUAGAGGUUAUAUGUACCUGCUGCAGCUUAAAGCACAGAGGCAACACUGUCAAGAUGGAAGGCACAGCAGCAUGCAUAUCUGACACCUUAUCUGGCACUUACGCAUUUUUCUUUCUGGCUUCCUCUCGUGGUAUAGCGACUACCUACUUCCAGGGUAGAUGUCUCUUCCCAUUUGUUCUGCUUUUCUCUUUCUUUAUGAGAGAUGCCCCAACAUUUAUUGCCCAGCCCCAUCUCACCUGCUCACUACACACAUGGGGAGAGGAGCCAUUACCUAGCAGGAUGUCCCCACUGUCUGGGCAAAACUUCUCUUCCCAGAGCUGUCUUUCCACCUUCCUCACCGAGGCAACAGAAAAUCAAAGCAAUGAGGAAUCCAAAGGGGGGGACACUAAGUAGGUUAAUGAGCUGAUCAAGGAAUAUAGGAAACAAGUAGGUUGGUGUAAGGAUGAGCUCUCCACUGUGAUAUAAGAGCUGGGACACAGAGGCAAAAGCAUAGCUGGUGGAGGGAAACGUGGGAGGACAGAGGGAUCCCACUUCAGACUUUUGACAUGCUCAUUUUCCUCAGAAGAGAGCUCAAAGCGCUGCACCUGAGUAGCCAGGACCAUCUGAAACAGAAGUGUUGCCCAGCUCCCUUAUAAUGAAGAGGAAAAAACAAGGUGCAUUCUUCUCUCCUCAUCCUUACCCUGCUCCACAUUCACAGGUAAUUCAUUUUGAGAGUGUUUCCACCUCCAAGAACAGCUGCUGAACACUCGGUGCUGCAACAUGUGUCUGGUCUAAGCCUAAGCUUCUCACUGACUCUCAUUCCCAGGGCUGUGUUACUCUGUGUUGUCUUACCAAAAACGCUGUGAUUUAAUGCAAUUCCUGUAUGGAUGCUGGAACACUUUUAUAAAAACUGACAAAAAUAAAAGCCAGU